ACAAAGUUUGUGCCGGCGGGUGCGCGUCGGGCGGGCUCGCCCGGCUCCCUGAGCGGCGGGUGGGCGGCCCGAGGGCGGAGAGGCCCGGGGCGAAGGGCCGCGCUGGCAGCGGCAGCGGCCGUGGCGAGGCGAUGCGCCCCGCCGAGCCCGUCCCGCCGCGCUAGGUGAAACGUCUGCACGAGUGCGGCCGCGGCCAUGGGCACCCUGGGCAAGGCGAGAGAGGCUCCGCGGAAACCUUCUCAUGGCUGCAGAGCUGCCCCGAAAGCAAAACUAGAGGCGAAGCCAGCCAGCAGCCCCUUCCCCUCCCAUCCCAGCCUGGCCCAGAUCACCCAGUUCCGAAUGAUGGUGUCUCUGGGACAUUUGGCCAAAGGAGCCAGCCUGGACGAUCUCAUCGAUAGCUGCAUUCAGUCGUUUGAUGCAGAUGGAAACCUGUGUCGAAGUAACCAACUGCUGCAAGUCGUGCUGACCAUGCACCGAGUUAUCAUUUCCUCUGCGGAGCUGCUCCAAAAAGUGAUCACCCUGUAUAAGGAUGCCUGGGCCAAGAAGUCACCAGGGCUGUGCCUGAAGAUCUGCUACUUUGUAAGGUAUUGGAUAACGGAAUUCUGGACCAUGUUCAAAAUGGAUGCCAGCUUGACAAACACCAUGGAGGAGUUUCAGGAGCUGGUGAAGGCUAGUGGGGAGGAGUUACACUGCCGCCUGAUCGACACAACUCAAAUCAAUGCCCGUGAUUGGUCCAGGAAACUUACUCAAAGGAUAAAAUCGAACACCAGCAAGAAACGGAAAGUCUCUCUGCUCUUUGACCACCUGGAACCGGAAGAGCUGUCGGAGCACCUCACCUACCUGGAGUUCAAGUCUUUCCGGAGGAUCUCCUUCUCCGACUAUCAGAAUUACGUGGUGAACAGCUGUGUGAAGGAGAACCCCACCAUGGAGCGGUCCAUAGCCCUGUGCAACGGCAUCUCCCAGUGGGUGCAGCUGAUGGUGCUCAGCCGCCCCACCCCGCAGCUGCGAGCUGAAGUCUUCAUUAAGUUCAUCCAGGUGGCGCAGAAGCUCCACCAACUACAGAACUUCAAUACUCUGAUGGCUGUGAUAGGCGGCCUGUGUCACAGCUCCAUCUCCAGGCUCAAGGAGACAAGCUCACACGUCCCCCACGAAAUCAACAAGGUCCUGGGUGAGAUGACUGAGCUGCUGUCCUCCUGCAGAAACUAUGACAACUACCGGCGAGCCUAUGGGGAGUGCACCCACUUCAAGAUCCCCAUCCUGGGGGUGCACCUCAAGGACCUCAUCUCCCUGUAUGAAGCCAUGCCCGACUACCUAGAGGAUGGGAAGGUGAACGUCCACAAGCUGCUGGCCCUUUACAAUCAUAUCAACGAACUGGUCCAGCUGCAAGAGGUGGCCCCGCCUUUGGAGGCCAACAAGGACUUGGUGCACCUGCUGACGUUAUCCCUCGAUCUCUAUUACACGGAGGAUGAAAUCUACGAGCUCUCCUACGCCCGGGAACCAAGGAACCACAAAGCCCCCCCACUAACACCUUCAAAGCCACCAGUAGUAGUAGACUGGGCCUCUGGAGUAUCUCCCAAACCUGACCCAAAGACUAUAAGCAAGCACGUCCAGCGGAUGGUGGAUUCUGUCUUCAAGAACUAUGAUCAUGACCAAGAUGGAUACAUUUCUCAGGAAGAAUUUGAAAAAAUUGCUGCGAGUUUUCCGUUUUCCUUCUGUGUGAUGGACAAGGACAGGGAGGGCCUCAUCAGCCGGGAAGAGAUCACGGCCUACUUCAUGAGGGCCAGCUCCAUCUACUCCAAGCUGGGUCUGGGCUUUCCUCACAACUUCCAAGAGACAACCUACCUGAAGCCUACUUUCUGUGACAACUGCGCUGGAUUUCUCUGGGGAGUGAUCAAACAAGGAUAUCGAUGUAAAGACUGCGGGAUGAACUGCCACAAACAGUGCAAAGAUCUGGUUGUGUUCGAGUGCAAGAAGCGAGCCAAGAACUCAGCAGCUCUCACAGACAACAGCACCUCUGUGGGGCCAACGUUCAAACUCUGCUCAUUGGGAGCCAAAGAUCUGCUCCAUGCACCUGAGGACGGACCUUUUCCAUUCCCUAAUGGGGAGGCUGUGGAACAAAGUGAAGAAAGUAAAGAUCGGACCAUCAUGCUCAUGGGAGUGUCCUCACAGAAGAUUUCUGUUCGGCUGAAGAGGACUGUCGCCCACAAGGCCACCCAGACCGAAGCACUGCCUUGGAUGGGCAGCGAGGGCCCUUCUGGUCCUUUUGCGCUAUCUUCCCCAAGGAAGACAGCCCAGGACACUCUGUACGUGCAUCCUAGUCCUACAUCUCCAUGCCCCAGCCCAGUCUUGGUCAGAAAGCGGGCUUUUGUCAAGUGGGAGAAUAAAGACUCCUUCAUGAAAUCAAAGGAGGAACUCCGUCACCUCAGACUCCCAACUUACCAAGAACUGGAACAGAUCUUGACAUUUUACAUGUCCAUGAAAAGGAACAAUGUAGAUGGCAAGAAUGACUUCCUGAUGCAAGAAAUGGGUGGUAGAGAGAUUUCAGAUGAGGAAAUAAAUACACUGAAAGCAGAUAAUGAUGCUCUAAAGAUCCAACUGAGAUAUGCACAGAAGAAAAUAGAAAGCCUUCAACUUGCAAAAAGCAAUCAUGUCUUAGCUCAGAUGGAACAGGGUGACAGUUCUUAGCCCAGAAACUCAAGGAGCACAAUCUGUAGAUAAAUGGAUUAGAGAUCUCAUUUCCCAAACCAGUUAACACAAAGAUUGGGGAAGCUUAGAGUGACCAGUUUUAAAGGGGGUACUUUAAAAAGGAAAAGCUAGUCUUCCCCCCUCCCGCCCCCCGCAAUGUGUGAUAUUGUUUUCUCUUCCAGUCAGUUGAAUCGAAGGGGAGUAAAACUGAAAAAUGCAAAAUUUUUGCCAUUCAUACCACAAACAUUUUUCCCUGAGACUAAGGGCAAAAGCAUGAUAAAAACAUGACUAUAGUUUUCUGAUAAGGAAGCUUCUCCUAUGUGGCCUGCCUGGCUGCUGCUUCUUUAGAACUAAAAUCCCUGGAAAAUGAAUUUGCUUCCUUCCCUGGGGUUUUUCUGUAAACUGGGGAAUUGACUUUGUUACACUCAAAGCUUACUUAUAAUAUUAAAGUAGAUUCACUUCCUCUACAUUCCAGCAUUCUUUAUGAAUCUGGUUCCCGAUUCACUACCUCAAAUCUAAUCAAUUAGCCCUUCCCCCACCCCCAUCCUUCCUCACUGUGCUCAUCAUAUACACAAGGGUAUCUACCUAGAGCUGAACUUCUAGAAUAUAAGUACAAAUUUGUGGGGGCUUAUUCAACAACAUGACAUUAUCCAGUUGUAUAUCAACUAAUAGUUUGUCACAAAGUCAUAAUAAAAUAAGUAAUCAAAUUAAAUACCUGAAAACAUGGCUAUUACCAUUUUAUACAUGACUGACUAAUUAGCUAAAAUAAACGUAAUGCAAACAUGUCUGUCCUCUACAGUGGAUAGAAUUAGGACUUUAUGGCUAUUUUUUUAAAAACAGAGUCUGCUUAGCUCUUCAUGUGCCAUCUUUACCCUUUUUUUUUUAAAGUAAUUUUUUGAGCUGAAUUUGUGCUUACCAGUAUACUGCCUUCACUAUUAAUACUAUUUAGAAAUAAGCUAAUUGGAUCAGAGCCUUCAAUAACAGCUGACAGCGUGUAUAUAUGUGUAUAUAUUAUGUAUAUACAAUAUCAGGCAUGCAUGUGACUUGGAAUUUUGUUCCCUCCUUAUAAAAUGUGGAAGUUAAUUAAACAACUUUUAGUCAUUUACAUAAAUUCACAAAUAUAAAGUUCAGUUUGUUAUAAGAUGAAGAAUUUACUCACAAUGUAAAUUGUAUUGUUUGCAAACUCACAAAAGCCCUGUGAGUUAUCUAUUAAUGAAAGUUAAUGAUAAAUGGGCUCAUUUAGUUGUCUGGGCAACUGAUCACAAACUCCUUUGUUAGACUCUUUAUUUCUCUAAAAAAGUCCAAUGAUCAUUUUCUUUUUUUG
Molecule: messenger RNA, 4009 nt
Organism: Eptesicus fuscus (big brown bat)
Lineage: Eukaryota; Metazoa; Chordata; Mammalia; Chiroptera; Vespertilionidae
Gene: RASGRP1
Product: RAS guanyl releasing protein 1
Exons: 18
Coding region: 196-2685 (829 amino acids)
Biological process (GO): Ras protein signal transduction; positive regulation of GTPase activity
Cellular component (GO): plasma membrane
Molecular function (GO): calcium ion binding; guanyl-nucleotide exchange factor activity
Source: RefSeq, a predicted model, not a curated record